AGAGAUGCCAAGGGCCAGUACCUGUUUGACCUUCUCUGCCACCACCUGAACCUGCUGGAGAAGGACUACUUUGGCAUUCGGUUUGUGGACCCUGACAAGCAAAGGCACUGGCUGGAGUUCACCAAGUCGGUGGUGAAGCAGAUGAGAGCCCAGCCUCCCUUCACCAUGUGCUUCCGUGUGAAGUUCUACCCCACCGACCCCGCGGCGCUGAAGGAGGAGAUCACCAGGUACUUGGUCUUCCUGCAGAUCAAACGGGAUCUCUACCACGGCCGUCUCCUCUGCAAGACGUCGGAUGCUGCUCUCUUGGCCGCCUACAUCCUUCAAGCUGAGAUUGGUGACUAUGACCCAGGGAAGCACCCAGAAGGCUACAGCUCCAAGUUCCAGUUCUUCCCCAAGCACUCGGAGAAGCUGGAGAGGAAAAUCGCAGAGAUCCACAAGUCUGAGCUGAGUGGACAGACUCCAGCUACUUCAGAGCUGAACUUCCUCAGGAAAGCCCAGACUCUGGAGACCUAUGGGGUUGACCCACACCCUUGCAAGGACGUGUCGGGGAACGCGGCGUUCCUGGCCUUCACCCCCUUUGGCUUCGUGGUUCUGCAGGGAAACAAGAGAGUCCACUUCAUCAAAUGGAAUGAGGUGACCAAGAUGAAGUUUGAGGGGAAGACCUUCUACCUGUAUGUGAGCCAGAAAGAGGAGAAGAAAAUUGUCCUGACCUAUUUUGCCCCAACACCAGAAGCCUGCAAGCACCUCUGGAAGUGUGGGAUAGAGAACCAGGCUUUCUACAAGUUGGAGAAGUCAAGUCAGGUCCGGACGGUGUCCAGCAGCAACUUGUUCUUCAAGGGCAGCCGGUUCCGAUACAGCGGCCGUGUCGCGAAGGAGGUGAUGGAGUCCAGCGCCAAGAUCAAGAGGGAACCUCCCGAGAUUCACCGGGCGGGGCUGGUGCCGAGCAGGAGCUGCCCCUCCAUCACCCACGGCCCGCGGCUGAGCAGCGUGCCCCGCACCCGCAGGAGAGCUGUGCACAUCUCCAUCAUGGAAGGUCUGGAGUCCCUCCGUGACAGCGCCCACUCCACGCCGGUGCGCUCAGCCUCCCACGGCGACGCCUUCGUGGCCCCCGGGCGCAGCGGGCGCGUCGAGAGCAGCGAGCGUGUGGCGGUGAUCGCGGACGAGAACUACAGCCCGGCGGACAGCGUGCUGCCCACGCCGGUGGCCGAGCACAGCCUGGAGCUGAUGCUGCUCUCACGGCAGGCCAACGGGGCCCCGUGCAGCAUCGAGGAAGAGAAGGAGUCGGAAGCCGGCACGCCGGCGGCGGCCGAGGCGGAGGAGGCGGGCGGCGAGCUGCGGGCCCUGUGCCCCGGCGCCGGCAGCCUGGCGCAGGCGGAACAGGUGAAUAAGUUUGUUUUAAGUGUCCUCCGUUUGCUCCUUGUGACAGUUGGACUCCUCUUUGUUUUGCUCCUCCUCCUCAUCGUCCUUACCGAGUCCGACCUUGACACUGCCUUUUUCCGCGAUAUCCGCCAGACCCCCGAGUUCGAGCAGUUCCAUUACCAAUACUUUUGUCCCCUCAGGCGAUGGUUUGCCUGCAAAGUCCGCGCCGUGGUAAACCUGCUCAUUGACACCUGA
Messenger RNA from Indicator indicator, 1614 nucleotides. It is a transcript of the gene FRMD5, whose product is annotated as FERM domain containing 5. The transcript has 13 exons. Gene Ontology annotation, cellular component: cytoskeleton. NCBI's taxonomy places the organism in Eukaryota, Metazoa, Chordata, Aves, Piciformes, Indicatoridae. The coding region runs from base 142 to 1614 and encodes 490 amino acids. The record is from RefSeq and is a predicted model, not a curated record.